Aethina tumida (small hive beetle) is the source of this 1574-nucleotide messenger RNA. It is a transcript of the gene Pus10, whose product is annotated as tRNA pseudouridine synthase Pus10. Gene Ontology annotation, biological process: tRNA pseudouridine synthesis. NCBI's taxonomy places the organism in Eukaryota, Metazoa, Arthropoda, Insecta, Coleoptera, Nitidulidae. The transcript has 5 exons. The record is from RefSeq and is a predicted model, not a curated record. Bases 70 to 1554 code for a protein of 494 amino acids. Gene Ontology annotation, molecular function: pseudouridine synthase activity; RNA binding.
CAACCUCAAAAUAAUCACUGUUGCAACAAAAUACAUGUUAAUAAGCACACUGCAUAAACAUAAUAAACAAUGUCUGAUAUAGAAAUUAAAGAAGAAAUAAUCGCAGAACUACGAAAACUAGAAUGCUGCGAUCGUUGUAUUUUGCACCACUUGAAUGUUACUGAUCCAGAGCAAUAUGUGUGCCCCGAACUCUACUUUGAUAAGAUCAAAAAAACAGAAGAGAAUGAUGUUAAAAAAUUUAAAGCUAAUAUAUGCAGAUUAUGUUUGGACAUACUGCAAGAGGAGACAUUGGAUGAAAUUGCCCAUGCAAUAGAAAAUUCCAACAUUGCUGACUAUAAAACUGACGAAUUUUAUGCCAAUAUUAGUUUACCUAAAAGUAUAUUCUUAAGAAAGCAUGCUAUUAGUAUUUACUUAAAGGAAGAGUUUCCUGCUUUUUACAACAAUGACUUUGUAUUAGAAACCAUGAGCAAAAUUGUUAGGUAUUCAAUUAACAAUAAACUUGCCAAACAAUUAAAUAAAAGGCAAUCCAAAAAUGCAAACUUCGAAAUCAACAUCAACAUUGGAUACAAAGAUGAUGAAACAGAGGUUGAAAAUGUCUGUAACUUAGAUAGGAAUAAAUUUAAACCAGGGAGGAGUAAGAAAGCUGUCAGCAGAAAUGAUAUAUUUAUUAUUUUGGAGACUGUAAAAGAUCCUGUGUUUAAAAGUCAUUUUUGUACCGUUCCCCCAGUGCCAAAUCAAAAAGUUCACUUGGAGGAGGUCACCUUUGUUUCAGCACCCAUUUACAUUGGAGGUAGAUACUUGAAGUUCUCCAGAAAACUGGCACAAACACCCUGGGUGGUGGAUGGCAAAAAAGUUGUUGAGCAUAGUGUACAGGAUAUUUUGUUUGACGCAAUUGAAAAAAUUAUUGGAAAACAGGAGAAGAUGGUCUUUUCUUCAAGUGGUAGGGAAGAUGUGGAUGUUAGAAUGUUGGGUCAAGGUAGACCAUUUUAUAUUCAAAUUGAUAAUCCUAAAAACAGGUGCAUUUCCAGAGAGGAUUUUAAAAAAAUUGAAUGUGAAAUUAACAGCAGCAAGUUAAUGGCUGUUAAAUACAUGCAGCUUGUCUACAAAUCUGAUAUAGCCAAAAUAAAAGAUGGCGAGGAAAACAAAAAGAAAAUUUACAGUGCUUUGUGCUACACAAAUGCCUCAGAUGUGAAUGCCAUUGUUGAUUUAAUUAAUGCAAAAGGUGAAGUUGAGUUGUCACAAAAAACACCAAUUAGAGUCUUGCAUAGACGAAACCUGGCUGUUAGGAAAAGAAUGAUUUAUGAAAUGGAAGCUGCACCAGUGCCAGACAAGAAAAAUUUAUUUAAAUUAAAACUGGUGACACAGGCUGGUACUUAUGUAAAGGAAUUUGUACAUGGGGACUUUGAAAGAACUGUACCUAAUAUUGGUAUAAUUACAGGAUCUGAAUGUGAUAUUCUGGCUUUAGAUGUUUUGGACAUUGAGUUAGAUUGGCCUGAGAACAAACUGGAGUCAAACGCAACUCACGAAACAAAAUGUAAUAUUUUUUGCACGUAAUAAAAAAUAUUUUAUAUUAA